This is a messenger RNA of Syngnathoides biaculeatus (alligator pipefish), 2027 nucleotides long. RefSeq names its product tripartite motif-containing protein 55-like. Lineage: Eukaryota; Metazoa; Chordata; Actinopteri; Syngnathiformes; Syngnathidae. The transcript has 3 exons. The record is from RefSeq and is a predicted model, not a curated record. Gene Ontology annotation, molecular function: zinc ion binding. Bases 1055 to 1837 code for a protein of 260 amino acids.
UUUACCUGUGGUCAGGGGUGAACCAUCACCCAAGCGUUGCUAUCGUAUCCGCACGUAAUAUGUUUACAGGAAAAUGUCGGCUGUAUUUGCUCAACGGGGAAUUAGCUCAAAUGGUAGAGCGCUCGCUUAGCAUGCGAGAGGUAGCGGGAUCGAUGCCCGCAUUCUCCACAGCUCUUUUCUUGUGUCUCGAAUAAUAAUACAUAAAAUACAAUGAAUGCAUUUUACGGAUAUUUUAUCACUUUGACGACGACUUUUAAAUUCUGCUACUGAUGUAAAAAAAAUGUUUGAAAAUACCAUAAUACUGUCAGCAUUGAGUUCAAUGGCAAAAUGUACAAUACGUGGGAAAAAAAAAAACAUUACUUACCUUUUUAAUACGGUGUCGAUACUGUAAGAAGUCUGGCCUUUGUUGCUGCACAAAAUGGCAUCGUGUGAGGCAAACUUGACAUUAUGUGUUUUUAAAAAAACUUAACAAGGUGUGCCGUAUUUGAUAUAUGACGAAUUUGACACAUACGUAAAAUAUAAUCAACCUGUGGCUGCCUUCACAUAUCUAAAGAUUCGAUUUUGUUUACGUUUCACCGUGUUCAAACUCGAGACAGGGCGCAACUUUUUUUUAAUUUUUUUUUAUAUAUGUUCCAUAAUUUAAAACAGUGACCAUCUUGCGGAAACGACAACGGCGUCGUAAGGUUCAGCUGCCCGCGUCCGGCCGUUAUCAUUUGCGGGCCGAGCCGGCCGGAGGCCGAGCGCCGCGGACGUGAAGGCGAAGAGCGUCGGCAGCCGGCAGCCGGCAGCUGUCAGCCACUUCCCCUUCUCCGUUUCAAAUAUGGGCACGGUAUAAAUGGCGCUGACGUGAGUGUGCGGUAGCUUCUAAAAACAGACGUGACACCAGCAGCGAGAGAAAGAGAGAGAGAGAAAGAGGAGCGACACGCACCCGGACAAAAGCCGCCGAGGCCUCGUACUUUUGGGGCCUGGUGUUGUUUACGUAACGCGGUGUUUUUCUGACAUUGACCACCAUUUUUUUUGCGUGUGUGUGCGUCUGGGAAGCGUGACGGACGCCAUGGAGAAUCUGGAGAAGCAGCUGGUUUGCCCCAUAUGCCUGGAAAUGUUUACGAAGCCCGUGGUCAUCCUGCCCUGCCAGCACAACCUCUGCAGGAAAUGCGCCAACGACGUCUUCCAGGCCUCCAACCCGUACCUGCCGACCACCCGGAGCGGCUCGCUGGCGUCCGGCGGCCGCUUCCGGUGCCCGUCCUGCAGGCACGAGGUGGUCCUGGACCGCCACGGCGUCUACGGGCUGCAGCGGAACCUGCUGGUGGAGAACAUCAUCGACAUGUUCAAGCAGGAAUCCGGCAGCGGGAGCGCGCCGGCGCCCGAGCGCAAGGAGGCCGCAGCGCCCAUGUGCGACGUCCACAAAGACGAAAAGAUCAACAUCUACUGCGUGAGCCACAAUGUGCCCACGUGCUCCAUGUGCAAGGUCUUCGGUACCCACAAGGACUGUCAGGUGGAGCCCAUCAACAGCAUCUACCAGACCAAGAAGGUGAGCCGCAAACGCAAAAUACCCCGUCGAAAGUACGUAAGCAACCUCGAUCCCGCACAGACGGAGCUGAACGACGGCAUCGCCAUGAUGCUGGGAAACAACGACCGGUUGCAAGGGAUCAUCAGUCAACUGGAGGAGGCCUGCCGCGCCAUCGAGGUCGGUGCCCGUCGCGUGCGGCGCCCAUCUUAUAUGUCACCCGCUUUGAGUUUCCGUCCGCCCCGAGAGGCAAAUAUUCUCACUGUGCUCUGCGUCUUUCCCUUUUUAUAUCCGUUCUCGCACCUCCGCAUUCUUACUACAACGUGUUAGUCCGCCUCUGGCCCCGCGACGGCCUGGCAAAGUCGUUCACGCGCGACGGCCGUCACUUCCUGAUGCGUGACGCCGCCGCCUCGGUUUUAAAAGCGGGAACGGCGAGUUUUUACAGACUAGCAGCUAUUGGGUUUCGUUUUAGCUGAAAGAACUUUUAAGGGGGCAGCCCUGUCGCAAUGUCAAGUCCAGA